Cinara cedri is the source of this 18842-nucleotide messenger RNA. NCBI's taxonomy places the organism in Eukaryota, Metazoa, Arthropoda, Insecta, Hemiptera, Aphididae. The record is from the annotation of a GenBank genome assembly.
AUGCCAGGAAGUAUGAUAAUAAUUUGUUCACAUUUGGUGUUUGUUAUUUAAUUUUAAUUGUUUGAUUAGAAUGAGACAGUGACAUUAUUCUAUUUUAUAGAAUGUGACAAUGAUAAUCAUUCAACAUAUUGAAUAAUUUAUUUUGUUUUUUAUUUAUUUAGGUAACUAUUUAACUUUUAUAAUUUCUAAAAAUAGUAAAUAUAAUAAUUAAAUUAUAUGAAUAUAAAAUAUCAUUAGUUAAUUUAAAAUGAUUAAACAAUAAUAUUUUUGUUAAUUUUAUUAGCUGUAUAAAUUUUUUGUAAUUUUUAUACUUCACCAAAAUGAUUGAAGGCAUUGUACUAUUAUUCAAAAAGCAGACAUUUAUCUAAUAAAUAUUAAUAAAUUUAAAUUGUUUCAAAUGAAAUCAAACCUAAAUGUAAUCCAACAAAUAAAUACAUUAGUAUGUUUACACGAAAAUAAUAAAUUCUUAAUAUUGUAUGAAUGUACAUUUAUUUACUUUAAAAUUACUUUGCUGUUAUACCAAUUAUAAUACCUAUGUCAUAUAUGUUAAAUAAGAUCUAAUUCUUAAAAGUCAUCAGACAUAUAAAAAGUUAAAUUAAAUGUUUUCUAAAUAAUAACAACUAUAGGUAGGUAGUUUAACUUAUUUAAAUUGAAAAUGCAUACAAUUUUUAAGCAAGAAAGAAACUAUAUUUUAAUAUCAAACUAUAUUGGUUGUAAAGAUUAAAAAGUGUUCAUUCUGUAUACUGUAUACCUAAUUUUAUAUAUUAAACUUUUUUUUUUCUUUGUUAAAAUAUUUGAAGAGCUCUGUUUAUUACAAUGUGAUUGUCUGUUUUAGAUGAUAAUAUGAUACCAAUUCCCAAUAACACAGAUGUUGUGUGUUACUAUGUAACAAAACACUCGUGGAGGGGCAAGUAUGUUACAAUAAUACUAUGAUUUUUAUUUAAUCUAUUUAAAAUGGUUUAUAUUUUACAGAUAUAAAAGAAUAUUUAGUGUUGGUACUCAUGGCGUUACGACAUACAACCCAAAUAGUUUGGAAGUGACCAAUCGAUAUGUAUACAACCAAAUAAUAUCUAUACAAGUAGAUCCACAGAAUGCUGGUGGUUUUGUGUUAUCUGUUCGGGAUAAGAGCAAACUUGACAAAUUUAGAUUUUCUACUGAUUUUCGUUCAAAUUUAUUAACUGAUGCUCUUAAAUAUAGACAUCAAUUCGCUGAACGUGGCCAGGAGGAAAUAUAUGUAAUACAUUUUUUAUUUAUUUAUUGUUUAAAAACUCUUAUCUAUUUAUUAUUGAAUAUUUUAGAAUUAUGCAGCUUUAAAGUAUCAUUGGUCAGAUACUCGGCUCCCAGUCACUAUAAAUGUCACUCCUAUUUCAAUUGAUCAAUUAGAUACUGCAACUGCUCAAGUUCUUGCUAGUUAUCGAUACAAGGAUAUAGAAGCCAUACAAAAUAUUGAAGAUUUGCCUGGUGGUUUUGUUAUUAUUUCACGGCCUUAUGGAAGAAUGGUAAAAAUAAUAAAAUUUUAAUUUUAAUAAUAAAUAAAAACUAAUAAUUAAUAAUUUCUUUAGCAUUUAUUUAUCAGCUCUAAUCGAGAAGAAAUAUUUCAAAAAGUCAAAGAAAGAGCCAUGAUAUACUUACAAAUACCUAUAGAAUUUUUUCGACACAAUAUUACACAUGAUGAUUUCUUGACCAAACGACUAGGGCGAUAUAGUUCAGAUGAACAUGUAACAUCUGUUUGUGAAUUUCAAGUAAAAAAAAUUGGUGUUCCUAGACACCAAGAAUGUCCACAACGGAGAUUACUUUGCUUGAGUGAAGUAUGUUUACUGGAGAGAGAUCCUCAAACAUAUACAGUAGUUACAUUAAGACCAUUGUCAUCUGUGUUUGCUUUAAUACGAGACCCAGUUGAUGCACAACAAUUCUGUAUCGAGUAUGCAGAUUCUUCAUGCCGUUCAUACACUGCUACAAAUAGGUACCUAUUUGUUAAAUUCAUGUGUACAAAAUGUACAUAUUUAUAAAUAAUAUUUAAUUUUUAGGGAUUCUCUUCUAGCCACUCUAUUAGAUAGUGUAAGAUCAUCUGGAAAUCAUCAUAUUCAUGUAAAACUUUCUCCAACUCCUCGAGAUAAAAGACUCAUACCAUUUAAUGUAUCGCCAGAUCAAGAAGUAAGAAAACUAUACAGUUAUAUUAUAAAACUUUAUUUCAUAUUGGUGUCAUGUAAUUUGUCCAAAAAUUUAUGUUUGGAUAAUAUAUUAUUAUAUUUUAAUUUUGAAAAAAUAUUGUUUAUUUUUUUUAUUUUGAUGGAAAUGAUUUCUGUGAUUUACCAUUGGGAUGGACAAAAAUCUAUACAUAUUCACUAAACAAUAUUGGUUGUAUCAUCAAUUGUGAUAUGUUUAUUGUUUCUAAAUUAUCAACAGAAAAUAUUGAUAAUUUAAUAUAUCAAAUUUGAUACAUGUUUUGGUUAUAUUACUUUAAGAGUUAGCAAAAAGUUUUAUUUCAGAAGUAUUCACUUGCCAUAUUCCCAGUAAGAAUAUCAUUAACUCAUAAAGAAUAUUUGACUGUUAUGAGAUUCAAAGUUAAAAUAAGAAAAUGAAAAUAUUUUUAACAUAGCAGUCUUCAAAAUUAUUUUAUUUGUACAAUAUUAUAAAUUAAACAAUACUAAGUCAAGUUGACUUAGUAUUAAGACAAUUAUUGAUUGCUUUUAAUCAAUUAUAGGUUUUUGGAAGAAGUGGCAGUUUGAUGCCGAAUUUUUGGGUCAAUUGUCCCAUCUAUAAAUUGGGAUGAGUGAUUAGGAAAAAAAAGUUAUGAAGUUAUGUUACAUAGUUUAUACUCCAAGUCUUGACGUAUAGAGUAUUAUUUUACCUAUAUUGAAUAUAAUGUUUAAAGUGUGCUUUGAUGUGUAAUCAUAUUUUAAGCAUUGAGAAGUUAUUAAUAGUUGAUAAUAAACCAAAUUAUAAAUAAAAUCAAUAGAUUUAUAGAUUCUAAUGGCAAAUGUGUUUUUUUUGUAUUUAUAAAUAACUGUUAUGAAACUAGGGUGUACUAAAUUCCUUUCAAAAUAUAGAAUUCUAGUUGUACCUAGAUGUGUGGGUGAAGUUUCAAAUGUGUUAUUUUAAUACAAAUUGGUGAGUGUGGUAUGGAGGUAUAGAUCAAACAAAUAUAUUGCUUUCCCAUUCAUAAAAAUAGUUUGUGCUGCCACUGGUGGUUAGAGGUAUAAUCUCUUAACAGUUAACUCUUGUUAUUGCGGUAUUUAAUACUUUCUAAACUAAUCAUAGUAUCAUGUUCUUCCCAUAAAUUUAUUUUAUUUUUUUAGUCAGCAUAUUUCCCUCCUAACAUUUUCAAAUCUAGAUUUGUGUUCAUUAACUUUUUUCUUUCAUCAAUUAAAUUGAAUUGAUGCAGCAACAGGACAUUGAAAAUUACAUUUUUAGAUUCUGAGUGGAGCGAAAAAGAUUAUGGUUUUACAAAGAUGUUUAUUUUUUUUUUUUAUUUAUGUGCAACUUUACUACCAGAAGACUUGAUUUGAUUUUUAUGUGUAGCACCAUUUCUGAAAGGAAAUUGGCAUGGGGAGGUACUUUAAGGAUUUUAUAUUUUUCGAUUUGUUCAUCAAAUGCGAAAACCGAAAAAAAAAACAGGAAAAUUUACAAUUUAUUUUUCUGUGGACAACUUUUCUUCAACUUUUAAUGAUAGCAAUGUUUCUGAAAAUAAAUUUUACUAUGGAGGUACUUUAGAGAGAUAAUUUUUUUUCGAUUUUCUUAAGAGUUUUCCCAGCAAAUGUGAAAAAACUGAAAUAAAACAUGAGAAAAUCGAUACAACAUUAAACAUAUAUUAUUAAAGAAAAUAUAUAAAGCCUAUUUAAUUAUUUUACUUUGCAAAUCAUCACUAUCAACUGUUCUCUGCUCAGAAUUGUUUUUUCGUAAGCAAUGGUUUAUUGUUGCUUACAGGUAUACAUUAAAUUAUUUAUAACAGUGGCAGCAUCCAUCCUCAUCCUAGGACAUCUUUUUUUAAACCUUAGAUCUAAAAUUAUACACUUGCAUAAUAGAACUUCUUUUUCUACAGUAUGCAAUCUUUGAAAGAAUUUAAUUUUUGUUAUAAAAUUGUAAAUUCCUAUACAGAAACAAUAAUAUUUACAUCUAAAGUUUUUUUUUAUUAAAGUUCAAAUUGUAAUAAUGUCACUUGAAGUAAUAAACUCUUCUCAUGAAAUUUUUAAAAAAGAACCAAAUCUAUUUUUUCUUACAAUUAAAUAAAUCAAUUCAACAUAUUAAAAGCUGAAUUAAACUAAGGGGGUUUUGUUUCUUUUUAAAUUUGGUCAUCAUUAGUACAAAACUAGUUGAAACUUUUUAAGCAAUUUAAAUUCUUUGAUACUUGAUUUAAUGUAAGUUAAAAUUAAUUUAAUACUAGCUAUAAUAGCUUUAAAAUUAACAGUAUCAUUUAAGACACUUAAGACUAUAAGAUUAAGCCGAUGAGUAAAGCAAUUAAUAAUUUCUUUGGUCCAAAUGUGACCUUACUACUUUAAUGAUAUUUAAUGUGUGAUCAGUGACUACAGCGUAAAUUGUAUAUAUGUGGUGUCUCUUGUCAAGUUUAAUAUUAUUAAAACUAUUAAAAGCAUUCUAAAAAUAUUUCAGAGUAAAUAAACUUCAGUUUUUAAGUUUCCAAACACAAAUUUGUUGGACAAUUUAUAUUUUUUACACUGAUUAUUCAAACGGUUUUACCUCCGUAUUGUAUAUAUGUUGUUUUAUUUUUAGAUUGAAUCAAAUCACUUAAAAUGUAUUAAAGAACCACCACCAAGAAAAUCAUUUGCUGAAGUUUUAGACAGAUUUAAUGCUAAUAUUGAAUAUAGUGGUUUAAUACAUUCUGUUUCUGAAGAUGUAAGUUAUAAUACUAUUAUAAAUAUAUAUUACAAAAAAAAAAAAUGUUAUAUUCAUUAUGCAUAUUAUUUUUAAUAAUUAUGUUUAAACAUAUUUAUUCAUAAUUUAUACUUGAUUAUAACAGAGUGUUAUAUUCUGUUUUGCAAUACAGGAUGAUUAUUUUUUUCAUAAGCCAUUCAUUAUCUCAAAAACUAUUAACUUUUUUCAGAAUCUUCUUUUUGGACAAUUUAAGGUACAUAUGUUUCUAAAAUGUUACAUUAACCUUUUUUGUUCAAGUUGUUUUUGGUAGAACCUCUAUCAACUAUUGAUUAGAAUUUUAAUCUGUAAAUAUAAAAUUACUUAAAAUAUUAUUUAUAUUAUAAUUAUAUUAUAUUUAUAAUUAUUAUUUCAUAAAUGUUUAUUGUUGCAAAUAUGUGUUAACAUUUUAAAAAGUAUGAAACAUUAUUUAACAAAAAUGAUGUGUGAAUGAAAUAAAUUCUAGAUUAUUCGUAAUAUUAAAAAAUAGGUUGUACAAAUUAGAAUUUGUUAUUUUCCUAUUUAAUAAGCUUUUUUUUCUUUAAUAAUCUUCUCUAUUAUGAUCCAUGAUUUAUAUUUUACUUUUACCUGUCCAGUGAACAAUAUUACCGGCAACUUGUUACGAUGUAUAAUAAGUAAUGUGUUUCAUUUUAUUUUUUAUUUUUUUUUUCUUAUGAUUUUAUAGAAACUUUUUACUGAAAACAAAGAAAAGUUAAUAGUUAAUGCUUUGACAUCAAUAAUUGCUCAUCAGGGUGAUCAGAAUGAAAUCACCGUUCAAGUAUUAGAGGCUCAAUUUCACGCUUUACGAAGAUUAUUUGCUACAAAAGCAGGAUUUUCUACUUUUAUCAUGUUACCAGAGUGUGUAAUUUAUUAUAUAUUAAUUUUUGUGUUCCAACUAUUAAAUAUUGUUUAUUUAACUGAUAUUGUCAUAUUUAUAAUUAUAAUUUAGACUUAAAGACAAACUAGGAAGAAAAGUAACUCGAGCAUUAAAACGUGAUCAUGAAGCUAUCACUCAUGCUGCUUUAGAUAUGAUAUGCACUCUGAUGCAGCCUAUGCAUCGUGACAGUGAUAUAAGACAAGAGCAGCUGAAUAAAUCAUCACUUUUGGCCACUCCUAGUUUUUUAGAAUCGUUACUUGAUAUGUGGGUUGAGCAUAUUGUAAGUAUUUGUUAUAAAAUCCUGAAAAAUUAAUAAUUUAAUAAUUUAAACUUAUUUAUUUUUGUUAAGAAACGUGGAACAGGUGCGUUAGUAGUAUCUGCUAUGUUGGAUAUACUUACUUUUGCGCUUUGUGUUCCUUAUAGUGAAACAACUGAUGGAACACAUUUUGAUACAUUAUUAGGAUUGGUGGCAAAACGGGGAAGAUAUUUAUUUCAACUAUUUCAGGUAAUUCUGUCUGUUUAAAAUAAUUAGGUUAAUUUUUUAAUAGAUGAUAAUUCUAUAUUUCAUACAUCAUGUUUUAAGUGGGUUUUAAAUGUUUGAACAAGACAAUAAUAUAAUUACAUAUUUAAAAAAUCUUAAUUUAACAAUCAAACAAUUUUUACAUAUUUAUGAAUUAAAAAUAGCUUAUAUUUUUUCUCUUUCUAGUUAACUGUUGUUAUGAUAGAAAAUUAUUUAAAAAAUGAAUUUAAUGAAUUAUAUUGUAAUUUUUAUUUUUUUAUUUAAAAAUAUUGGAAUAAUGGCUACUUUUUUAACAAAUGUUAAGGUAUAGUUUAUGGCAGCGCUUCCCAAACUUAUUUUUAGUGGCCUUAAAAUUUAAAUAUUAACUUAUAUGCAACCCAGUCAUACUUAUUCACCAAUACAAAUUAAAAACAAAAUAAAAAAAUACCGUUCUUCAUCAAUUUAAAUUAUAAAUAUUAGUUUAGUUUAUUUAUUUUUAACAUUUACAUAUAUACAAUUUGUCUUCAUUGUUUUAAUUCUCAUUAUUUAAUUGAAUAUAAAUUAAUCUUUAUCAAUAAGGUUGUAUAAAAUAUAACAUAUACUUUUAUAUAAAUUCAUAUUGUCGUAUAAUCCAAUGAUGCCAUAAUUUAUUUAAUAUAUACCAUACAACUAUUUAUUUGUAUUAGUCAUUUGAUAAUAAAAGUAAAAUCAUAUUUAAUUGUUGCCAUUAAAUUAAAUUAAAUAAAAACCAGUAAAAAUAAAUUGUAAUACAAUCAGUAUUUUCAAAAUAUUAUUUUGUAUGAUUAAAGUAAAUUAAAAAAAAAGAUAAAAAUAUGUCUUAUUUAUUUUUUUGCGACCCACCUUAAAAACAUCUGCGUGACCCAAAGUUUGGGAACUGCUGGUUUAUAUUGUACACAAAUAAAGGACUGGGGAAGAACGAUAAUAGUCAAUAUUCCUAAAAUGUUCAGUAUUGUAGUUUUAAAGUUUUAGAACUAUAUUAAAUCAUAUAUUCUAACCUUUGUUAUAUCACUGACUGUGAUCUUUAUGCCCCAACUUGAUUCGCAUAUCAAUUUGGUCAGAAACAAAUGACAAAAUGAUAAUAUAUUAAUUAUCCUAUUUAUUUUUGUUUUUUUACUGUUAUCAUUUUUCCCCAUAGUCCUUCAAAUGUUAUUGUCAUAUAUUAUAGUUUAUUUGAUAUAAUUAAGUUAUCUAAUAUGAUGCUACUGUACAUUUUUUAUUCACGAAUGAUUGACAUGGUAAUUGAAAUAUAAGUUAUAGGGGGAUGUUUGUUAUUUGAAACAUAAAAUAUACAAAUGUCAGUCUACUGGAUACUUUUAAAAUAUUCACUUUUGUGAGAUCUGUAAACAGAAUUAUUUUUUAUUAUUUUUUACCUAUUUCAUCAUUAAUUAAAUUUUAAAUGGAAUAAUAUCAAUGAAUAUUUUAAAUUAUAAAAGUUGUUUUACAGCAUCCAUCAUUAACUGUAGUAAAAGGUGCAGGAUUAGUUAUGAGAGCAAUAAUAGAAGAAGGUGAUGCUGAAAUAUCAGGACGAAUGCAAGAAUUGGCUUUAGCUGAAGCUGCAUUGCCUAGUCAUUUACUAACAGCAUUAUAUACUUGUGAUGAAAAUAGACGUAUGCUUGUACAUAGACAGCUUUCCAGGCAUUUAGUUGGAUUGUGGGUUACAAAUAAUACUAUUGCUAUGGACUUAUUAUCACGGCUGAUGGUAAAAUAGUUAUUAUGCUGUUUGAGAAUUUUAGUACAAUCAUAUUCAUAUUUUAUAUUUCUUAAUUAAGCCAUCAGGCUUACUAAGGUUUCUAGAAUCAAGCGAAUCCAUAGAAAUUAGUGACAAUGAAGACCAUUUGAUGACUAGAGAUAAUUUAAAACUUGCUCAAGAUCAUGCAGCUAAAAAUCAACGAAAUCCUCACUUAGUCGCUCUAGAAAGGAAAUUUCGCUCAUUGGAGAAGGAAGUUGAAAUAGCUUUAGGGCACUGGGGAGCAUCAUUGGGUUUAGAAAGAAAAGAAGAUAAAUUACAGGCCCGUCCAAUUGUAUUACGAAGACGUAGAGAACGAAUUAAAAGUCAUGCAAAUUGGAAACUGUUUUAUCAUAAAUUCAAUCAAAACCAUACAUCUCCCAGUUUAUUGUGGAAUCAUCAGGUAUUUUUUAAACUAUUUGAGUAUUAUUAAAUGUACUUUUUUUUUAAGUGAUAUAAAUAUGUUUUUAAAUUGUCUAAUAAAUUAAAGUUACAUAAAAUUAUAUUUAAACAUUUGAUCAAAAUAUUAUAAAUUCAAUUCAAUUUAUAAAUUAUCAUUAUGGAACAGAUUUGUAUGCACUUAAAAUCAAUAAAAAAAAGGCCUAAAAAAUAUUAAAAAGCAAUAAUUGUACAUAUUAUAAAAAAAAACAUACUUUACAUGAUGCGUGGGUCACUGUUAUAGGUGAGAAAUUGGGAAAGUAGAGUAAAGUAAAGGGAAUUUAAUGUUUAUCUGUACACAACGAUUAAUCAUAGCUAAUGAAUUUGGACAAAAAUACAAACUUGAAAAUAAAAGCAUUACUUGCGUACAUUUUUCUGUUUUUCCCAAUUAUUAUGACAGCUGCUUAGAAAAUUAAAAGACCUCCUUAAAGUACCAAGCGAAAAAAAAAUUAUUUCAGAAUAGGUACUACACUUGUGUUACAUCAGAACAAGAUUUUUGGUAGAAAAUUUGUUUACAUAUAAAUAUAUAAAAAUAAAAUAAAUAAACAUCAUUGUAAAACCAAUACAUUUCUUGCUUUGCUCAAAAUCUAAAAUGUGUACAAAUUUGAACAGAAUAUAAUUAUCAUACUUUUUGACAAAAUUUGUUCCAUUCAAAUAUAACCCUUCAUUUUAAAUUUUGAGUGAGGCAAUACAUAUAUUAAUUAUAUUAAUGCAUUUCUGUUUGAUCAUAAACUCAUAACCAAUACAUUCCUCAUUUCUCCAGAAUUUAAAAUGCAUAUAAUCAUAUGUUUUGUUUAAUUUUAUGAUAGACUCGAGAAGAACUUCAUGAUGCUUUGAAAAAAGAAAUCCAAGCGUUUAAUUCAGAUCGUCAACUCACUACAAAUAGUUUAAUUGCUUGGAAUCAUGAUGAAUUUGAAGUAUUAUAUCCCAGCUUACAAGAUGAAGUUUGUAUUGAUGGAUACUAUUUAAGAUUACUGUUAGAUGGAAGUGUAGAUUUUGCAAUAAAGAAUCCGUAAGAAAUAUUUUUAUAUAUUAUUUAUAUUUUAACAAUUCAAAUAAAAUUUAAUUUCUUUUUUCAGUUUUCGAUUUUUUUAUGAUCUAUAUCAUCGAUUUUUGUUAGCAUUAAAAAUAGAAAUGAAAUGUUUAUGUCUCCAAGCUAUGACUGUAAUUUAUGGACAAUAUUUUGAAGAAAUUGGACCAUUCACUGAUACAAAAUAUAUCUUAAUAAAAUUGGAAAAAGUAUGUAAAGUUUUGGCAUAAUACAUAUUAUUAUGGAAUAAUACCUAUAUGUAAUAUAAUAUUUCUAUACAUAAUAUUUAUUAUAUAAUCACUAAUAUUGAAAUUGGAUUAUGUAAAUAUUGUUUUGAAUUUUUAGACUGUUGAAAAAUUUGAAAGAGACAGGUUGCUUUUAUUCUUAAGUAAACUUAUACAAAAUAAACAAAACGUAAAAGAUAUAAUCGAAUCAAAAGGAGUAACUAUUCUUGUGGAUUUGCUAACAUUAGCCCAUUUGCACACUACAAGAGCUGUUGUUCCAACACAAACAAAUGUAAUUGAAGCUGGACAUGAUAUGUUACUGGACAAUGAAAAACAGUGGUAUUAUGGACUGGGAAAUGCUGAUAAGACAAAUGGUCCUAUUACUUUUCAAGAGGUAUACUUUAAAAAUUAAUUUAGUUUUAAAUAUUAAUAAUGGGUAUAAUUAUUUUGUAUUAGAUGAAAACUUUAUAUGAAGAAGGUGUUUUAAAACCUAUUUCUAAAUGUUGGACUCCAGGAUUGGAAGGAUGGAAACCUAUUUUUAAAUUAAGCCAGUUUAAAUGGACAGUAAUAGCUAAAGAUCAAGGUUAUAUGAAUGAAAGUGAUUUAGCUUCUCUGAUACUGUCUAUGUUGAUAAAAAUGUGUCAAUAUUAUCCAAGCAGGUAAUCAUUUAUUAAACUAGAAACCAUAAGUUUGCAAUACCAUUUUUUUUAAUUUUAACAUUUAACAUUAAUGUGGGUCAAAAAAAAAAUCUGUGUAAUGAAAAAUAUACAAUAUUUUUUGGUAAUCUAGCAAUCUAGUAUUAUUUUGUGAGCUAAAAACUAACAGAGUGACAUAUUCCCAAGUACACAUUUAAACCAUCUCGAUGUUCAACAUUUACAAAUACAAAAUUAUAUUUUGUGUUUUUCAUAUCAUAAGCCAUUACUUACACUUACUUGUUGAUAUAAAUAAAUAAACCUCAAGAUCAGGAUAUAAGAUUAGUAAUAUCUUUUAUGAUCUGCUAUAAGACAUAUUAUGAUCUAUUUUUCCCAAAAGGAAGAUUUUUUUUUUUUUUUUUUUUAAAUCUUAAUAAAUGUUUAUUAUGUAAUCAUUAUUUUUAAUUUUAUUCUUAUACAUUUUAUUUCAUCAAUGUGAGCUUGGACAAAAAUAAUCAUAAUAUAAUUUAGUGGUAAGUCCUUAUUAGUUUGAAUAAAUUAAAUUUUUUUUUCCUCUCCAGAGACAAUGAUGGAGCAAUUAUUUGGCCGAUUGCACGUAUACGAAGAUCUUUGACCGAUACUCUUCAUUUACCUCAUGUAGUCCAGCUUCUAUUGACUUUUGAUCCUAUUCUAGUGGAAAAAGUAGCCCAUCUAUUAUGUGAAAUUGCAUCUGAUAAUCCAAAUGCUGCCAAGUUAUUCAUGACUGGAGUAUUUUUCUUUUUACUCAUGUAUACAGGUUCAAAUAUCUUGCCAAUUGCUAAAUUUUUAAGACUUACACAUACCUGUCAAGCUUUUCGAAAUGAAGAAGUAAGAGUAUUUAUUAAAAAUAUAUUUUUUUAAUAUAUAAUAUGAUUUUGACUAGGUGCAAAGUGGAGAAUUGAUGCAAAGAAGUAUACUUGGGCCUUUACUUCCAGAGGCGAUGGUAUAUUAUUUGGAAAACCACGGGCCUGAAAAAUUUGCUCAAAUCUUUUUAGGAGAAUUUGAUACUCCAGAAGCUAUUUGGAAUGCUGAAAUGAGGCGCAUGUUGAUUGAGAAGAUUGCAUGUCAUAUUGCUGAUUUUACACCCAAACUUCGGGGCAACAAUAGAGCACACUACCAUUAUUGUGCUAUACCAGUAGUGCGCUAUCCACAGCUGCAAUCAGAAUUAUUUUGUAACAUAUUCUAUUUGCGGCAUUUAUGUGAUGUGCAAAGGUUUCCAGAUUGGCCCAUUAAUGAUCCGGUAAGGUUCUGCAUAUAAUAUAUACAUACAUCAGAGUUAGGUCAUAUUUUACAUAUAUUCAAUUUCUAGGUGCAUCUUGAUAUAGAUGUUUCUAGGUACAUUUUUGCCUAAGAUAAAUGUAUACAUUUUUUUUUUUUUUUUUAGAGAUGGGUCGACCUCAAUUUUUUGUGACUGAACUUCAUUUAAACAAAUUUUAAUAAAACCCAAACUGAACUUAGUUGGUUUUUAGUUUCAGUUCUGUUUGAAAUUUAGGUAUUUGAGUUAAAAUAUUGAACACUCUAAGUGUAGUUAAAUUUCAAACACUUUCGAACCAUCUCUAUUUUUUUUUUUGUUUACAUAAAUAUAAUUAUAAUUAUUAAUAAAUACUUUUAAAGAUAACACUUUUGAAAGAUGUCCUUGAAGCUUGGAAAAACGAAGUUGAAAAAAAGCCACCUGCUAUGUCUGUAGACGAUGCAUAUGUAGCUUUAGGUUUAGAGCGAGGAUUUCAUUAUGAUGAAGCCACUACAAGAAAAGCAUAUUAUAAACUUGCCCAAGCUAAUCAUCCGGAUAAAAAUCCCAAAGGACGUGUAAGUAACAAUAAUAAUUUAGUUGCAUACAAUUUUGCUAUGCUUUUUUCUCUUUUCAAAAUUUCUGAUUUAUAUUAUAUUUUCUUGGAAUAUUUUCUGAAAUAUUUAUGUGGAUAAAGUUAUUUUGGCUCUUCAUACUAAUUUAUAUCAUUAAUUAAUAGUUGUAAAAAAAAAAACUAAUCAUAUUUUUUUUAUAACUGCUUAAAUGUUGAUGAAAAUGUAAACAAAUUUAAUUAGCAAUGUUCUAUCAAUGUGUACAGAUAUAAAUUAAAUGACUAUAAUAUUGUUAAUAUUAUUACUGUGGCAAUAACUUUGGGAUUAUUGAACAAGUUAAUUUGCCUUUCUUGGAACUGUGUUAAAUAAUUAUUAUAUUUCCAACGGUACUCAAGAUUUUCCAGACAUUCUUAAACAAAUGUAAAUUCUCAAACAUUAUUGUCGUAAUAUUAUUAAGACAAUAAUUUUUAUUAUUAUUUGAGGAUUUUUUUUACACAAUCAAUAAUGAAUUGUUUAUGCCUUUUGUCAUUGUUCUUUAUUCGUUUAAAACUAACAAAACUACUGUAAAUUCUAUGUGGUAACAAUAACCUUCUCUUUAUACUUAAUAUUUAUAUGGCUAAUAUUACAUAAAUAUUAAUUCUUAGAGGUUUUUAUGGGAAAAACCUUUUUUCUCCCAUCAUCAUACUUAAUUAAAUCAAUAAAUAAAGUUCAUUAAUUUGGGGUAUGGGAUUUAAUACUUGGAUUUAAAUAUUAAACAUUUGUGUAUCAAGUUUUUAAUUUAUUAUUAAGAGUACAGUAUACUUGUAUUCACUGCCCAAUCCAACUUAUGGGCAAUAUAUCAAAAUUACAUUUCUUAGAAUUUAAAUUAUGGUAUUAAUGUGAAAAUUAGAGUUAAAAUACAUUUAACAACUUUUAAAAAAGAGAAUAUUUCUUAGGACUGUGGUAUGUUUAUAACAAAUUACAAUAUAAAAAGUUAAUUUUUAGUUAUUUUUUAAAAUAACCAACCUUUUUAUAUAAUCAUUUAAAAAAAAUUCUAUAGACCUUGGAAAUAUUCUCCUCUUUAAAUUUUUUAAUUUAUGUUUCAACCUAAACACCAGAUUAUGUUUUAAAGUACAUAAUUUUGCUAUGUUACUCGUGUGUUAAAAGACUAUUAAAUGCAAGUAUAGCAUCCUCUUAAGUUUAAGACUAACAAUUUUUUUUUCCCCAAUUAUCGAAUAUUUCUAUUGCCUUAAAAAUUGAUUUUUCCAGAUUAUUCAAUUAUUUGUUGCGCAACAUAAUCGCGCAGCUCCACUCUUAAUGAAUAAAAUAUGUAUUUGAUUAUCUAAUGUAAUAAUAAUUUUUAAUAAUUUAGAAGAAAUACAUACUCUAAAAUUAUUAAAUUAUGUUAUAUGAACAUAGUUUCUAAAAUAAAUAAUUAUAAUCAUUGUGUCUUACAUAGAACAUAAAAUUGUAUUCAAUUUUUCUUUUUAGGAAAUAUUUGUUGCAGCAAAUAGAGCAUAUGAUUUUCUUUGUAGUAGAAGUCUAUGGGUACAUGAUGGUCCCAAUCCUAAUAAUAUUCUUCUGAUACUUCAAACCCAAAGUAUUCUAUUUCAUCGUUACUCCAAAGGUUAGUUUAUUAUUAAUAUUAUUUUAAUUUUUUUUUUUUUUUUUUCAAUAGAAGUAUUAUUGUUUAAUUUCUUUAGAUCUUGAACCUUAUAAGUAUGCUGGAUACAAACAAUUAGUGAAGACUAUACGAUUAGAAGCAAGUGAUGAACAAUUGUUUUCUAAAGGUAACAUGUUGCUUGCAGCUGCUAGUGAGCUAACAUACCACACAGUAAAUUGUUCAGCAUUAAAUGCAGAAGAGCUUAACCGGGAACAAGGAUUUAUUGUUAGUAUAAUAUGUAUUUUACAUGUUGUUAAUUUUAAAUUUUUUAUGGGGUAAUUGUCCAGAGAAUAUAUUUAAAAAAUGUAAAUAUUUACCAGGUAUUUAUUUCUAUGAUAUAAUAGUAUAUAAUUCAUUGGGAUAAAAAAAAUGUAAAUCCCAUUACUAUGUUAUGUUAUAAGUUUAGUUAUUAUAACUACUACUGUUAUGUAACAACAUUAUAAUAUUUAAUUUAUUGAUCUAAAGUAUACUUAGAAAUUAGCUUAAAAGGCUGAAAUGUAAUUAAAAAAUAACAUUAAAUAUUAAUUACUAAUCAACAAUAUAUAUUUGACGAAGUGAAGUUAUUUAAUGUGAUUAUAAUUUUUUUUUUCUCUUUUAGGAUUUACUCGGAGCUUAUUCUAGAUGUGUCUCUGUGUUGAAUAAAUCAUCAGAACAGUUAGAAAUGUCCGUAUCAGUUUGUACAUACUGCACUCGUUGUUUUAAAGUAGCGUCUCAAUUCCCUAUGUGUCGUGAAACAUUCUCUCAAAUUCCUCAAUUAGUGAAUGAUAUCACUAGAAUAUUAUAUUUCAAGGUAUUUUACAUUUUAUGAAAAACAUAGUAAAGAUUUAUAACUUAAAUUAAGUUUAUAAUUUCAGUAAUUAAUUGAUUUGGUUUUUUGUGCUACAGUGAACAUUAUUUAUAAUAGUAUUCAAAAAAUAAUAAUGAACACAUAAAUAUAUUCUUACUAUAUCUUAUUCCGUCAACAUUCGUAGUUUUAUAAUGUACAAUUUAAUAUUAAUUUACGUGUGAUUGUAAUACAACCGUGUUAUUUUAUAGAACUUGCCAAAAUUAUGUUGUGAUGCUGUAGAUUGUAUUUCUGCAAUGGCUUCUGAUUCUAAUCUUCAAAUGAAUUUUCUACAAAAAGGUGCAAUUUGGCAUUUGUUAAUGUAUAUGUUUUCAUACGAUUAUACAUUAGAAGAAUGUGGAGUUGAACGAUCAGAAGAAGCUAAUAAUCAGGUAAAAUAAUUUGAAUAUGUUUAUAUAUUUUUUAAUAUUAAAAUCAAUAUUUAAAUCAUUUUUUAGGAAGUACUCAAUAGAUUAGCUAAAUUAUCAGUAAAAGCAUGUGCUAGGUUAGGUGGUUAUUAUGAAGGUGAUUUGUCUACUCCCGAAAACAAAGUUGCAAAAACUUUGUUUGAAAAACUUCUUACACCAUAUGUUGCUGAACAGCUCUCUGAAGAAAAUCCACAUCAAGUAAUUUUGUUCCUAUACUAUUUGAAUUCAUUUUAUUUACAUUAAAUAUAUACUUUUAGUUACUAAAAAUACUUGGCAGUAAUUGUGAGACACCUUACAUGGUCUGGGAUAACAGUACAAGAGCUGAAUUAAGUGAAUUUUUGGAUAAUAUGUGUAAUCAAAAAGAAUGUGUUAACUUGGAAACAAUUGGAUUAACAUUUUCUAGUCAUAGAAAUGAAUUAAUAGUUGGCAAUAUAUUUAUAAGAGUAUUCAAUGAACAGCCUCACUAUACAAUCAAAGUAAAGAAAUAAUUUUAAGAAAUUUUAAUUUAAUUGUUUCAAUAUAUUUAUUUAAAUUAAUGAUAUAUUAUACUUUUAUAGAAUCCUCAAGGAUUUUUGUUGGAUCUCUUAGGAUACAUAAAAGCCAAUAAUCCCUUAAAUAAUAUUUUAGAUGAGAAACGUGUUAAUAGUUUUAUUAUGGUAUUAAAUGCACUUAAUAAUUUAAUUCUAAAUAACCCCGGUAAGUAAACACCUAAACAGAUUUGUUUCUAAGACUAUUCUUAAUUAUAAUUUGUCAUGUUAUAAUAGGUCUUGAAGUUAGUUGCAUUGGUCAUUUUGAUUUACUGUUCAGCCUAUUGCGCAUUGAAACUAUUCGAGUAGUGCAGCAUUGUGCUUUGAAUAUAAUUCUAACUGUGACUAAAAACAAUGAAUGUAUCACAGAUAUUGCUAAUAAUGGAGUAAUUAUUUAUGUUUUACUUUGUUUAUACUCAACACCAUCAGACCGAAUGAUGAUUUUAGACAUUCUAAUCACAUUAUCAACGUCCUCAACAAUUGUAAAAGACAUAUUAAAAAAAGGAGGACAUUUGUUUGCUGUUGAUUUGUUAUGCAAUGGUGAUAACACUGAUAACGAAUCUGGUCUAAGAGAUAAAAGCGCAAUAUUUUUGAGCCGUUUAAUGACUGAAAAAUUAAGUGGCCCAAGAUUGCGUUUAGCGUUAGGACAAAUUUUACCAUUAGCUAUUGUAGAUACAAUGCGAGAUUUACCAUCAUCAACUGUUCGGUUAUUGGAUAAUGAUCAAGAAAAUCCAGAAUUAGUUUGGAAUGAAAAAUGUAGAAAACAUAUUUUUUUAAAUAUCAACAAGAUCUCUAGAGAGUAAGAAUAAUUCUACAUAUUAUCUUACUUACAUAUUAUACAUUUGGUGGUAGGAAAUAUAUCUAAGCACUCUAAAAUAUAAAUUAAUUGAACUAGUAAUUUUUUUUUUGUCUGAAUAUUUAAAUGAUUAAAGUUUAAGGUUCAAUUUUGUAAUAAAAUUUUAAUAAAAUUUUUAACCGAAUUCUGUUCAGAAUCGAUUGAUCUUACCUUUCCAACUACCCACCUACAACACUAAUACAAAGUCUCAAUAAAUUUCAUCUUAUAACUUAUAACGCGAUUGAUUAACAGUACAUUGGUAGUACUUUGGAAGCAUAAUAUUUUCAAUGUAUCUUUUGUUUUCUCAAAUAGAAAAAUUAAAAAGUACAGUAAAUUUACUUUACAAAGUAAACCAUUUUAAAAUAAUACUGGCUUUUCUAUAACAGUAACUCACGCAAGAUGCUAGCUUGUUUAAGUAAUAUUAUAAAAAGAGAUAGAUAUACUUUGUAUGUGGGUGGGCUACUGUUGCAGGUAAGAAGUAGGAUGGUAGAGGAGAAAUUUAAUGUAAAUUUGAAUGCAACGAUUAACCAUUGCUAACGAAAAAUGAUUCUGAGCAAAUAUCACAUUUUAGCAAAAUAAUGACAUAUGUAUUAUAUAUUUUCUUUAAUAUCUUUUUAAUUUGUAAAUAUUUUCCCAUUUUUUCUGGAGUUUUCUCAUUUAUUUGAAAAAUCAAAAAAUUACAUUCAUAAAGUAUCACCCCAGUUAGAUUUUCUUUCCGGAACAAUGUUAUUAUUGUAAAUCAGAGCAAAAUUGCUGGUGGAAAAAAUGUUCACAGAAAAAAAAAGUUAUCUAUGUAAUAAUAUUUUGGACAAAAUGUAAUACCUUGUACUAAAUUAUAAUAUCUAUAUAUCAUUAUUUAUUCUGUUAAUUAUAAUAAUUAUUUCUAUUUUUGUAGGCAUUACAUGACACUUCGGAAAAAUCCUAUCGGCGUUACCAAGUUACCAGAUACUAGUUUACUCAUGGCAUCACCUUCAAACGAAACAAUUGUUGCUGGGGUUUAUUUGAGAUUAUUUAAUAACAAUCCUGGUUGGAAUGUUAGGAAACCAAAAGAAUUUUUAUCUGAACUUUUAGACACUUGUAUUAGUUCCAUGACAAAAGAAAAGGUUUGUUUUACUAAAAUAUGGCUUAAAAAAAAAAAAAAAAUUAUUUUAAAUUUCAAAUUUUCAACUAUACAUUUAAUUAUUUCAGAAUGAUAGAUUAGAGAUUGUAACAACUUCAAUUGUUAAGUUAUUAGAAGCACAGCCUCAUCUUUGUGACCAAAUUCCAGCAUUAGGUCAUAUUCCUAGGCUUUGUUUCCAGUUAUCAUUGUUAUCCAAUCCUGAUGUGCCAAAAUCUGUGCUUAUGAUAUUACAUCAAUUAUCACUUAAUGAGGUAAUUAUUAAUACUCUACACAAGUUAAUACAUGUGUUGAACUUAAUAUGUUCAAAAUAUAUCUGAUUUUUUUAUGAAAAUAUAUUUACCUACUUACGACACCUUUAAUCCUAAUCCCCUUCUAAGUACUCUCCAGUUUCACUAUCUGAUAUAUGAAGUUUCAACAAGAGCAGGAUACUUAUACAUAUAAUUAUAUAUAUACUACCUAAUAAUUUUAUAAACCUGUAUUUUAUAUAGUAAAAAUAACAUAUUAUUGCAGAUUAAUUUUUUAUAAACUAUGAUUUUUAUUAUUUUUUUUAUGUUGUAUGUUAUAAUCAUUUAUCUCACUAAUUAAUGAAUGAUAAAUAUUUUAUUCUAUUUAAUUAUUCAAUAAUCAAUUAUCUAUGUAUUGUAUUUUGUGUCCCCUCUACCUGUGAAAUUUCAGUAAUUUGACUAAUUAAUUAUAUUACAAUUAAUUAGAUAUGUGUGGGGUGUAUAUCACAAAUUGAGUGUAUUGGUCCAAUAAAAAAAGCAAUGCAAGCAAAUUCGAGUUUAGUUUAUGUCUCAUCUGAAACUCUUAGUAGAAUGUUUGCUGCCAAAAAAGAUCACCUUGUAAAACAGGUAUAAAAUAUAAUUUAUAAAAUCCAACUAUUUACUGAUAAUUUAAAUUUUAUUGUAAUUUAGGCAUUAGACACAGACUUAAUAUCAUUUUUAGUGGGGUUGCUUGACGGUCGAUUAGAUGGUGUUGAGGGUAGCGCUAGAGCUAAAGCACAAAUUGUAAAAGCAUUAAAAACUAUGUCUCUGAGUUUGUCAUACGGUGGUUUGGUCCAAGCACAAUUAGAUAAGCUUCCGGCAUGGUCUGCUUACAAGGAUCAAAAUCAUGAUUUAUUUAUAUCAAGUGCACCUUCUAUGCCUUAUUUAAUGGGUAUGUUAAACUUUUAAUUAAAAAUAAACUGGUCUACAUUGUAUGUUACUUUAUUUCAGGUGUUCAAAGUACUGGUGGCUAUUUAACAGAGGGCCGAUCAAACUCAACAACAAGUAAUGUACCUCCCCCAUUAAUUAAAAAAGACUAUUCUCCCUAUUAA